GACGGAAAAAACCCCUUUUUUAUAGAACCCGUCCAACCCAAAUUACUCUAUGAUCCCGCAGCCUCUCUUAUGAAAGGGACGGGAUGCCGGGGGGGAUGCGGGGUGCAAUCAGGGCAGCAGUGCCCGGCGCUGAGGCGCUCCUCGGCCUCCAAGGGGCCCCGCAGCGCGCCAGGACCCCGAGGUGCAGCGGGACCCGCCGGGGAGGAGGCAUCGGGAGCCCCAGGAUCGGGCAGGGUAGGGCAGGGAAAUCCCCGCGGGGCGCGGCAGGGAAGUACCGGCGGGGACGCCGAAGAGGCGAGUACUUCCCCCCUGGAGAAACGCCAAGUUCCCUCUCGGCCCGGCCUCUUCCCUCCCCUCCGACGCCCCUUCUGGGCGGCCCGAGCCGCUCCGCCUCCCUGCCAGCGCCGGCGGCGCCGAGCAGGACCGGACCCGUCGGUCGGGCUUUGACUGGCUGGAAAUUCCCGUCCUCCGCGGCUCCUCCCCCGCAGAAAUCCCCCGGCCGCGCCGUAUAUGCGAGGCGCCGCCGCCGCCGCCGCUCACUCGCAGUGCCCGCAGCUCCGCCGCCAUGAUCGCCGCUCGCCGCGCCGCCGAGCCGCCCGCCAUGGACGCCUACGAGCACCCCAAGAAGGAGCGUCAGGGCGCCUUCCCGCUCGACGACCGCCACGACAGCGGCCUGGACUCCAUGAAGGAGGAGGAGUACCGGCAGCUGGUGAAGGAGCUGGAGGACAUACGGCUGCAGCCCCGCGAGCCGCCCGCCUGGGCGCAGCAGCUGACGGAGGACGGGGACACUUUUCUCCACUUGGCCAUUAUUCACGAGGAAAAGGCCCUGAGCCUGGAGGUGAUCCAGCAGGCGGCCGGUGACCGGGCUUUCCUGAACUUCCAGAACAACCUCAGCCAGACUCCUCUUCACCUGGCAGUGAUAACUGAUCAGCCUGAAAUUGCUGAGCAUCUUCUGAAGGCCGGAUGCGACCUGGAGAUCAGGGAUUUCCGAGGAAACACCCCCCUGCACAUCGCCUGCCAGCAGGGCUCCCUCAGGAGCGUCAGCGUGCUCACACAGUACUGCCAGCCGCACCACCUCCUCGCUGUCCUGCAGGCAGCCAACUACAACGGACAUACGUGUCUCCAUUUAGCAUCUAUCCAGGGGUACCUGGCUAUUGUCGAGUAUCUGCUGUCCUUGGGAGCAGAUGUAAACGCACAGGAGCCGUGCAAUGGCAGAACAGCACUACAUUUGGCAGUCGAUCUGCAGAAUUCAGAACUAGUGUCGCUGUUGGUGAAACAUGGGGCAGACGUGAACAAAGUGACCUAUCAGGGCUAUUCCCCCUAUCAACUCACAUGGGGAAGAGACAACUCAAGCAUACAAGAACAGCUGAAGCAGCUGACCACAGCUGACCUGCAGAUGUUGCCAGAAAGUGAGGAUGAAGAGAGCAGUGAAUCGGAGCCUGAGUUCACGGAGGAUGAACUUAUAUACGAUGACUGCCUUAUUGGAGGACGACAGCUGUCAUUUUAAAGCAGAGCUUUCUCUGAAAAGAAGUGACUGUAUACAUAUGUAUAGACAAAGGACUGACUUUCUUCACCUAAAAAGAAAGUCCCAAUGUGGAGAGAAAAAAGAGGAGGGAAAUACUACACUGCCCAGCAAGGAGAAGGAGCACGUUAUUGUAACAGGACAGUUCCAGGAUCUCCCUUGUGUUAAAUACAGGAGUGGGAUGUGUAACAUCAGUACAGAUCUGUGAUUAUUCACAGCACCUGAUAAAGAGCCACAUAGCCAGUCUUCUCAGCCCUGCAAAGGUAACAGACUACACAUCCAACCUGCUCGUUACAGCUUUCUUGUGGCAUCAAGUACUACAGGGAACAAGUGACCCUUCACGGCAAGGUGGACUCAUGCCAUCACACCUUUUCAGAGACUCUUCGUUCAUUUGUGCUGGGCUGGUGGCAGUCCCUGUCCUUUCUGACUGACCUCAGCUGCUCUCAGUGAGGCUUCCCAGGUAGAGGAGUCAGACUAAGGGACUGGUGCCAUCUUGGCUCUUAGGCAAAAGUAGCAAUAAUGUUAACUGUGGGCAUUGGAAAAGUGUGUUUCACACUGUGUGUGUCAUAAUUGCUACACUUUUUAGCAACUGUAUAUUGUGUAAAUACUGUACAUUUUUGUUUAUAAUUAUUUUGGUACAUGUGAGAUAUGUAUUUAUUAAAAAAAGUCAAAUUACCGUAC
Motacilla alba alba is the source of this 2203-nucleotide messenger RNA. It is a transcript of the gene NFKBIA, whose product is annotated as NFKB inhibitor alpha. The record is from RefSeq and is a predicted model, not a curated record. The transcript is spliced from 6 exons. Bases 566 to 1507 code for a protein of 313 amino acids. NCBI's taxonomy places the organism in Eukaryota, Metazoa, Chordata, Aves, Passeriformes, Motacillidae. Gene Ontology annotation, molecular function: protein binding.